Messenger RNA from Athalia rosae (coleseed sawfly), 3637 nucleotides. RefSeq lists its product as uncharacterized. Bases 1386 to 3302 code for a protein of 638 amino acids. The transcript has 19 exons. Lineage: Eukaryota; Metazoa; Arthropoda; Insecta; Hymenoptera; Athaliidae. The record is from RefSeq and is a predicted model, not a curated record.
UGAAGCUACAGGUCUUAACGAUCCGUAACUUUAAUUUCUAAGCUAAGGCGAUAUGAAAUGAAAAUACAAUCUUUCAGCUCGUCAAAGUGAUGAUAUACAGUAUGAACAGGACAUCAAAGAAAAUCUUCUGCAUUAUUGAAAAAAAAAAAAAACCGAUAUAAAAGACAAAAAAACUGAAUAUGCGAUCCGUGGUCAUUUAUUUCGAAUACAUUUAGAUAAAGAAAAUUGUGAGUGCGGUGGUGACAAAGAAUCUGAUAUCAGCGAUGCAGACAAUUCGUAUCUAGCAAAAAUUGGCAAAGUUAUUUAUCGGCUUUAUGAACCAAAUGACGCCUUCUCCGAUGUAUCCGAUACGACUAUUAUUCUCGAAGCUCUCAAGAAAUCGUUUGGUAUAACAACGAAUCUGUCAAAAUAUGGAUGCGGUACAUCGAGUAAGCGUAAAUGAAACAAUUUAUACGUUGAAUAAACUUCGCCAUGUACAAUAGCUAGUUGUUUUUUUUUUUUUCUUAUAUAUUUAAUUCAUCUGAAAAGCUUCGAACGCUACGGCCAAACGAAAAAUAAGCAAGUCGACAAGUUCCUCACAAAAUAAUGUUAUAGCCUCAUUUAAAAGUCGGAGGAACAUUUCAUGUCACUCGCUAAUGCAGCUCUCUCAGACAUCAUCUUCCGAAGGAAUUCCUCGUGCAGAUAAGGACAUCGUCAAACCGUUUCCAAAAAGAAAUAAAUACAAGCUCGCAAGUUCACCACAGCUGAGCAAUGAUAUGGAAAUUUGCUAAGCUACAUUUACAUAAUAAAAUAAACGUUAGUUUUCACGCGAAGAGUUUAUAUAACUCGAAUAAUCAUACAGUGUGUCCUCAUAAUGAAUUUUUUAUUUUUUACUUUUGGGAUUUGAUAACAUGUAGACUUUGAAUGGAAUGGCAUAUGCAAUUAUGUAGAGAAUCUCUUGUCUAUUGUUACUUACUCACCUGUCUAUUUCAUUUAGUUUUGGGUUCUAACCAUCAAGCUAGAGAUUUGAUAUGAAUAUCAUUUUUCGAAAAUAACUUAGUGCUUAUAUUUUAAUACCUUAUUUAAAAUUGACCGUAGUAAAUUGACCGUUGUAAAAUCGCAAUUAUGAUCGGAGACAUGGAUGACUUCAAUUUUUACCUAAAAUUUGCCAAACCUUUGGUGCUUAACCUACCGGAUGCAAAAGACCGGAUAAUCGCUGCACUAUGGGUAAAAAAGCUACGGGAAAUGCAAUCCGACGGACCAGAAGCAGACCUACGCAUUGAAUACUUAAAACUGCUUCUAUUCGUGAUGCAGCGUAAUAAACUUACUGGAAUAUUCGAAAAACAACCCCCUGAAGGAGCCCUACCGAGUUUCCCUCCAAAUUACAAGGUCUUCAGGCAACGGACAUGCUUUCGCUAGUAAAGCCUGAUAAAUCAUCGCCUCCAGUUUACCCCCCAGUGUUCACAUCGGUUGGAGGUGACCUUUGUCAGUUCGUAGCAGUUCAAGAGAUACCGAAUUUUGGACUCCACGGUUACUAUGCAAUUUCAAUUGAACCAUUGCCAAAAUGGUCGCACGCCAGCACGAAUGCCGCGAGAAAAGGGUCGAUGAAACCUCAACAUUUUGCGGAUUGCUUCAAGGAUAGCUGUAAAUUUGCCGAUCCUAAUCGCUGCCCAAAAAAAUCCGACGAUCAAACUCCAGAAACGACUUCUCAACCGAAGGCGGACGAAAACGGAGACGACAGAAACGAACCGAAUGACUGCGAAAAAUUACCUCCAGGGAAGUCUACUCAAUGUAUUCCACUGCCGCCAAUCCCAUACCGGACCUACAGGAAAGAAAUCGCAGGUUUUGAGUCCAGACCAACAUGGGGUAGGAGCCGUUAUAUCGAAAGGCUCAUCGAUGAAUCCCCGCAUCUCGUUGCUGACCUUGAUGUUUCUCAGGCGGAUGCAAUGUUGCACGGAAUACGUGGGAAAACUUUUAAAAAAGCAGAGGAUUAUGGUCCCUGUGCAAUAUCUGAAAGCAGACGUCACGUUGAGAGAAUGUUGGACCUUCCACCGUGUGCUGUUGAUCCAGGAGAGGUGAAGCCACCUCGUGGUCCAUUUUACACGUGUUGUCCGAAGAGACAACAAUUCAUAGAAACGCACACUGAUAUUUGCCACAAUGAACGUGAUUUUUACCCCUGCGGGAAAAGGUCUGGGUUGUCUCUCCGUGGAGGAAGUGACAGUGGAAGCUGUUGCGAUCCUCAAAAUCUGAAUAAUAGAUCUCGAACAUCCAGCGAUAGCAGAAACACCGACAUGAGUUUCCGCCAGUAUCGUCCGGAAUUCUCGUCAUUUGAUCCAAGGAAUCACAUUAGUCGUAACGGUCCCAUUUUCGAUGAUACAGAUGACACUCUGGAUGUUGACACUUCUAUACACGACGCUACGACAACAUCAAAAUAUAUAGACCCAAAUAAAUCGGGCAACUUCAAGUGGCUCGAAGAUAUGGAACACGUUACUUUUUCGGAUCCUACUGAAAUGUCUUUCGAAAAUUUAAAUUCCAGAGCCAGAGCGAUGCCAGCGUUCUCGGAUGUAAUGACAAAUGAUACCGAGGCAUGUUCAGAAUUUGACUACGAACCACUAAUUGACGAGGAACUUCAUCCUGAACAGUUGAUGCCUCAAGUCGCCAGGCGAAUGCGUUCGUCUAAUAUACAGCCGAACUUGCGAAGAUGUCCAUCACCGUCGCCACAGCCACCAUCUUGUUUUGCCAAAGAUAGUUCUUACCGUGCAGGAAAUAGCGGGGAACGAGGUAUGCAGAGGUCCAGACACGAUAAUGAAGACGCUGAACCGUCUGUAGCUGUUAUACGACGAAGAUUUGAAAAAUCUCGUGAAGCGACAAGUCGCAGUCCAGAAGUACACGAGAAAACCCGUCGGUGGAAGGAAAUUAUCGACCACACGCAACCACACAGAGAACGGUCUCAAUGCUCCAAAGUUGCUCAGAGAAUGCAGUCGGCAGGCAUCGAUCCAGGCUAUUUGGAUUACAUCGAAUCUCUGAAAUCAGAUCCUAACUAUAAUUGUUAUGAAGAAUAUGAUGACGAAGAUCUGGAGCCGCCAUGUUAUCCAAGUCGAAGCCCUAGACAGGUUCCAGACGAGGAAGCAGCCAGAUAUACAAAGAAAUUAAUUAGCCCACCAAAGCAACCUCCUUCGUCAGGCAGAGUCAUCGUACCGUAUUCUAAGCAGAAUCGUAAAAGAGAUAAUUCACAAGCUCAAAACAUGGAAUACCGACCAAAUUCACCUGCAGCAGAAGAAGUUACCACUGACGUCACUGAUGUGACCAAUGAACGGAAGUGAAAAUAAGAUUCACCAGGCGUCUGUGAUAACUACAUAAAUCUCCCAACAACCCAAAGACAUCAAUUGUGUAAUUGAAUUAAUCUAGUUAAUUCUGGAACUCUUAGUUGAAUAUUGAUUUCUAUAUACGACGCAAAAAUAGAUAAUGCAAUUUUUGUGGUUUAGGUAUCAUUUCUAUACAGAAUUCAUUCGUAAAGUCAUUCGUAUAUUUAUUCCUAUACAAACAAAUUCCACAUGAUUGUAUAAUCAAACGCAAAUUGCAUAAACUGGGAUUAAAAAUUUACGAUAAAUUAUAAUCCUAAAACAAAUAUAAGACAUAAGUUAUUCAUUUGUAUAAA